AUGUGGUGGCUUUUUCAAGUCAUUCUCAGCGCCCUAUUCCUACUCAGCGUCGUUCUCUCAGUACCUAUCGCCUUCGAUGUCGGCGGCCGAGAUAGUGGCCUGGCGUACAGCCUAGCUCUUUUCCUCUACUACUUGUCCUACUCUACGAUAAGAGCGGCGACCACCGAAUCGCGAGCCGGACGGACGAUCAGCGGCGUCCUCCAUCUCUCACAAUGGGUUAUCAUACCUUCUCUUCUGAUAUGGGCCCUUGGCCGCUUCGCCGUCGAUGCUGGAAGUGCCCAUUGGGUGGAGAGGACGUUUGAGCACUUGGCGAAGCAGAAGCCCGCCACCUGGUCAGAGUGGAUAAGCGCUGUGCUGGAAACUGUAACUCUCGGCGGGUGGGAUAAGACCCUUCGGUACUCUAUUCCCGUUUUCCAGCUUCUCGAGGGUUUCUGCACCUUGUUGGUUAUCCAGGCCGCGGGGCAAGUGACGAGAUGGCUUGUGAACAGAGGACGAAGCGACACUUGGAUGAUCGCCCUCCUUGCCUUGUCCGGCUCCAUCAUUGCGAGCGCCUUCUACUUCCUCUGGCGCGUCGCGCAAUUCCCCCAUAUUAGCAACACCGAUGCUAUUCUCAUCGGCGUCACCAUGACUACGGCGGUUUUCCUGUGCGCCUUCGGUAUUACCAGCAGAAAGGGUAAUCCGGUCGAGUCCUCGCUGCUCUUCGCCUAUGUUGUUCUCUGCAUCUAUCAAAUCUUCACCGACUACCUCCCAUCUUCCGAUGCUGCAGCGGACCAGCAGCCAUCCUCGCAACCAGACUUCCCGCCAUUGCCCCCCAUAAUUAUGGCGUCCUACACCACUUUCCUCCAUAUGCUCGGAUCAUUACCUACCGCUGUACACUCUGCGUUCGCCCUUCUAUACGCCGCUUUCCAAACUACUACUUCAUCUGUCAUCAUCUCUCUUCUAUACCGAAUAAUAGUAUUCUACCUUGCCACGCGAAUCAUUCCCGCCGUCCGCGAGUACGGGGCUCAAGCGAUGAUUGAAGACUCAGCGCUUGAGGAUAGUGAUGGGGCGAAUAAGAUUCUCGAACUCCUUUCGUGGUUCGCACCGUCCGUUUUGAUCGCUAUUUAUACCAGCUUGCUUUUGCAGCACUUUACAGUCAAUGACGGACCCGACGGCUGGACGUUACGCGGCGGCGACGCCGCUGGGGGCAACCUUUGGAGAUGGGUCAAUGUUGCGGCGACUAUGGCCCUUUACACAAUCGAGCUCUAUCUCGGUAACGAUGAGACGAACCACUGGAAGGUCGAUUAA
Scedosporium apiospermum is the source of this 1287-nucleotide messenger RNA. RefSeq lists its product as uncharacterized. Bases 1 to 1287 code for a protein of 428 amino acids. Gene Ontology annotation, biological process: septin ring assembly; endoplasmic reticulum inheritance. The transcript is spliced from 2 exons. NCBI's taxonomy places the organism in Eukaryota, Fungi, Ascomycota, Sordariomycetes, Microascales, Microascaceae. Gene Ontology annotation, cellular component: endoplasmic reticulum membrane; perinuclear endoplasmic reticulum; cortical endoplasmic reticulum. The record is from RefSeq and is a predicted model, not a curated record.